CAAAUGCAGCUUGCUCAGCUUCAAAUGCAGCUGCGGCCCCCAUUCAGUAGCAGCCACCAAGGAACAAAGCGCAACAGCUGACAAGGCGCCUGCUUUCAUCUCGACAGCUGCAAGCUCUAGAAGCGUUGGCGAGGACAAGCGUUACUUUCAUCCAGCAAUCGUCAGCAGCAGCAUGGCAGCAGCGCUUCCGGUGAGACUGCAGGGCGGCGCCAGUUCCAAGAAGAGGUCUCGAGAAGCCUUCAACUUCUCUUCAGUCCCGACUCCAGCUAGUGGCUCCAUGUCAACUGAACACGAACCACUUGAGGAGAGGGACCUGUCCCCCAUGAUCAAGCGGAGGUGCAGGGAGCUGGGGGAGAUGGUCAUGGAUGCGGUGUGUGUUCCAGCCGCCGUGGCGAAUGGCAGGUUUCCAAGGGUGCAGAGGCUGGGACCGCUGUAUGCUGCUGCCGCCGACCUGCUGGGACCUGACAAGGAUGAGAUCAGCAAUGCACUUGCCCGGAGAGCAGCUACCAAGACACACGAGGCGCCAGCAAAGGCUCACCAGAACCAAUGCAUUGCCGCUUCUAAGACAACAGUGACAGUGACGAUCAUUUCCAAGGUCCGGGACACUGCUUCAGGUGCAAAGGACGACAGCGCUGUCAGGCAGAAGGUGUUUGGGGACGGGCGCUGCGCCUUCCGUGCUCUUGGCAGGGCGGCAUUUCCAGACCUGCUAGACAGGUGCCAGCGUGACUCCAGGGGCCUUGCAUUGGAUGAAGACGUGCGUGCUGAUGAGCGGCAGAUCGCAGACCUGCUGCGAAUGCAGGUGGCGGAGGCCUUCAGGGCGAACUCUGAGGAGAUGGGAGGCCUGGUCGAAAGCCUUGACUUGGACUCUUACGUCAAAUCUCUUAUGGAAGUCACCACCUGGGCCGGAGAGCUUGAGCUUUACCUGGCUGCAAAGCACGUGCUGGACCGAGUGGUGGAAGUCUGGGUCUUACCUGAGGGUAAGGAGGAGGGUUUGAGGGAGGGUGUGAGUGAGGGUGAGAAGGAGGGUGUGAUGCCGGAAAAGAAGAAGGGGUGGGGGGGGGCAGGGGCCCAGCCAAAGUGCAUUCAAAGGUAUGAGACCGAGGGUGCGGGGCAAAAGCUGGAGCCCCUCCGGCUCCUGUACAAUGGCAGGGACCACUGGGACCUCUAUGUGGGGCCCUGCAAGCCGAGGUAA
Molecule: messenger RNA, 1192 nt
Organism: Klebsormidium nitens
Lineage: Eukaryota; Viridiplantae; Streptophyta; Klebsormidiophyceae; Klebsormidiales; Klebsormidiaceae
Source: the annotation of a GenBank genome assembly